GGCCCUCUCUCUGUGCUUUCUAUUUCUGUUGAAGCCUCUUGAUUCUUAUAUUAUGAUAUCAUUUUGAGGUCUUCUUGCUGCGCUUUUUAAGCUUUAAAAUUCGAUCGUUCCGGCUCUUGUCUGCCUGUGGAAAGAAAUCUGUCUAUCUGUGAAUUAGUUUGGGCUUUGGGAGGCAAGCAAAUAGGAUAUUUCUGGGCUGUGGAUUCUCCAAGUUUUUCAAGAACACAUGGAAUUGAAUUUUCUUCGCGGAUGAUUUCAUUUCAUAGUACGGGAAAUAAGUUUAUUGAGCCAUUAUGACGAUCCAUGUUACCUUUUCUUGAACCCCAUUACUCAAUUGCCCGCUUAUGGAUUCCCUUUUUUUUUUUUUGUCGUUUUAGCAACCAGCCUUUUGCAAUUGAAAAGAAAAGAGGUAGAGUUUACUUUAAUGUUCAUUAUACCUUAUCUUCCUGGUUUAUUUAAUCAUUAUGAGGACUCCUCUUGCACAUUUCCAAUCCCACUCCUCGAUUUGAAUUGCCCACUUCUGGAUUCCCUGCGUUCUUUUCUUGGGUCGUGUAACAGGUGGUCUUUGAAAAAUGAUAAUAGAAGUUUGAGGGCUUACCUUUAUUUUCGUCGCACUUUGUUUUCUUCUCUGGUUGACAGAUUGUGGAUUGGGUUCUCUUUUUGUUAAUUAUGUAAUCAGCACGAACUUUAAUCGUUUUCUUUGUAGUGCUCUGUUCGUUCGAAGGGAAAGUUUGAAGAUACAUGAAAAUGAAUGAUUUUAAAUUGAUUUUUACAAAUUACAUGCUGCUCUCCACUCUGCCCUGGGUCCACAUUCACCCCUUUUCUCCCCAUAUGGAAGAACCAUACUGGUUUCUGUUUUCUGAUAUGUUCCUCGGCUUAUAGGACAAAGAAGUACAAUGUGGUAUUCAGUUAGUUAUUGGUGGUUUUUCAUUGAUGAACAUUUACUACUUCUUGUUUGGCUUGGCUGCUUUCAAUUUGACAUUUGCUACUGCGCUUGUUUGACAUUGAGUUCAAUAUAUGAAUAUGUACGUGCGUACGCAUAUGAUAGUAAUAUAGUGGAAUUGUUUCACCGACAAAUGUAACAGAAGUCAUCACUGAGGAUUUCGUAGCGGCAAAAGUUGUUACCUUUUUGCUUCCUCUCUGUCUUCUUAUGCAGGACAAAGGGGGUCAAAAUGUGGUCGCGCGUAGAUUAUUUAUGAUUCUUAUUGUUUUUUCAUAAUGAUUAUUCUCAUAGACCUUAUUUGGUAAUUUUGAGGUAAUUAUAGUUGAAUGUACAAGGUUAGCUUUCAUGAGAUUGUUUGCUCGUCAGUAUUGAUUACCUGUAAAAAGAUCCUGAGUGUAAAACGGGGUAUAAUUUAUAUUGUUGAAUAAAAAAUACUAGUGCGGGGAUUUCCCUUUUUCUGAUAAAGUACAGAUUCCUAACUAGUGGAUUGUUCGUCGUCCACUAGAAUAAAUGAUAUAGCUGUAAUUGCUUCAGCCAUCUGCAUUUUUGUGCCGGCCCGUCUUUCCUUCCCCCCCCCCCCCCCGAGAAUGAAUAGUAUCAUACGAGAGCAGAAAUGACCUUUGUACGAUUUCUAUUGUUCAUCCCUUUUAUGGAUCUAUGAUUUCUGUCCUUACCUAAUGUUUUGUGCUUCAAACUUCUUCUUUGCUAGUAAGGCAUAUAUUUUUUUUUAAUUCAUAAACUUCUAACCAGAGUUUAUUGGUAUUUCCUUAGCAAUAAUAAUUCAGAGCUCAUGGAUAACCAAGAUUACCUGGCAUCUGAUACUGGAGAUUUUUCUGCUCAGAACACUCCAGAGAUGUACGGUUUAGCAUCUGAUCAGUUUCCUGAAGCUCCACGUAAGAGGGCAUCAUGGCAAGCUACACAUGAAAGUUUUUACCCAGAGCAUAAGAAAGACUUGACCAUUGAAGAUGUUGUAAAGAAGCAUGUUCUUCCAUUUCUUCCUGCAAAAUCACUUUGCAGGUUCAAAGCUGUCUGCAAGGCAUGGAAAGAGUGGAUAAGUAAUCCUUUCUUUCUUUACCGACAAAGUUACUGCUUCCAGGAGACAUGUGGUUUUCUUUAUCAGUGCCCCGACACUUUUCCUGUCUUCAUCUCUUUGGAUUCAAGCGCUUAUGGCGUUGCUUGCCCCUCUCUCAAUUUCUUGCCCGAAUAUGUUAUUGUAAGGGCUACAUGCAAUGGUUUGAUUUGCUGCCGAGGUACUUCGGGGGACAAUAGUUACUACAUCUGCAACCCUGCUAACAGGCAAUGGCAUGUAAUUCCCGAGCCAAAUCUAUACCAUGGACCUGAAUCAGUUUUGGUGCUUGCCCAUGAACCAUCACUCUUAAACUUCACAGCAAGUUAUGAGCUCGUUUGUGCUAUUCCUAUGAUCAACGAACCUGUUGUUCGCUUUGAGAUUUUCUCAUCAAGGUCCAGGACUUGGAGGGUUGUGGACACAGUAUGCUCUGACCUGAUCAGCACGAACUUUUGUGGAGAUGGAUUAUACAUAAAGGGAUAUGCCUGCUGGGAGACUUACUGUGGUGAAGUUCUGGCGUUCGAUAUGAGGUAUGAACUGUAUAGCAUUUUUCCGCUUCCCGCUAACAGAGGACCAGAAGGCGUUUUAACCGAGUGUCGUGGGGAGUUAUGCUAUGUCAUGCCUUAUAAGCUGGAUAAUAACGAAUGCCUCCUCGAAGUAUAUGGGGGUAUGUGUAUGGGUCUGAAGCACGCAAUUUCGUUCCCUGUUGGAAAUUCGGUGAAUCAAGAUGAUGAUGAAGAGGAGGAGGAAUGUUUCCGUGCCUUGCCUUGUUUAAGUGGAGACAGAUUCGCAGUUCUUGCCGGCUGGAAUCUGGUGGUCUAUGAUGUCAAAGAGAACAGCGCUGAAUCUUUGGACUUAAGAAGCAUCUAUGAAGGAGGAAAGUUUCUGCCUUAUGUCAACAGCCUGCUACCUGUGAGCCAUCACCAGAUGUACAGAGAGAUCAGAAAUGUCUCAGCUCAACUCUGAUAAUGGAUUCUAGUUCUAACCUUUCCGUUCUGGCAACCUGGAGACAAGAUCUUGGACGUUCUCUUCAAUAGCUUGUUUAGCAGUCAAGAGUCAAGACAAUCCUUUUGCUUUCUUUUUUUUUCUUUUUUUCUUUUUGUAACUUUUUUCUCUUUGUUUCUCAGUUUCUGCAGCUUCCCUUUUUUUCCCCAAUCCCUUUUGGGUCAUACUUUCUCUUGAAGUGGUUUAAUGUAGUGGUUCUGAACAAUGCGUAAAGUUACUUCUAAAGUUUUAACUCCUAACCACUAAGGCACGGGCGAAUU
Messenger RNA from Neltuma alba, 3274 nucleotides. Its product is annotated as F-box protein At5g49610-like. Gene Ontology annotation, molecular function: protein binding. Lineage: Eukaryota; Viridiplantae; Streptophyta; Magnoliopsida; Fabales; Fabaceae. Bases 1734 to 2975 code for a protein of 413 amino acids. The transcript is spliced from 3 exons. The record is from RefSeq and is a predicted model, not a curated record.